AUGGGUCAUGACGUAUGUGAAUCGUUUUCACCGGGCCCAGGAAUAAACGUGGGCAAAGAAUUAUGGGAAAGGCUGAUAACUGGUAAAAUAAGCGAGGAGCGCAUCGCAAAGUACGAAAACAAUUGGAUUAAAAAGCUAGCGAAACUCGACGAGGAACAUACGCUCAAGAAGAAACUCUGCAUUCAGGAAGCUGAACCCACGUUAAGAAAGCUCGAGGAUUUUGCAGUUGGUGGUACACCUCUUCCCUGCCCGGAACACCGAAAACGAGUGUUGUCAUGUCUGGCAAAGAAUGAAGGCAAAACAAUGCAGUGCAGCGACUUGGUAGAGUCAUUUGCAAACUGCGUGGACGAGUUGCUAUCGAAGAGUUGCCGAGAAGAUAACCGUGAGCCUUGCUCAAAGAAGCUCUCUUACGCCGAGAAGUUCGCCAGCAACUUUAGCUGUAAUUAA
This is a messenger RNA of Phymastichus coffea, 447 nucleotides long. RefSeq lists its product as uncharacterized. NCBI's taxonomy places the organism in Eukaryota, Metazoa, Arthropoda, Insecta, Hymenoptera, Eulophidae. The record is from RefSeq and is a predicted model, not a curated record. The transcript has 3 exons. Bases 1 to 447 code for a protein of 148 amino acids.